CCUCGCUUGCAGUAAUCGUUUGCAGUCUUACUUGCAUAUUUCUUUGCAGCAUUCACCCGUGGGUACUCCGUACUCACUUGCAAUACUAGAUAACUUACAACAGGCACCCACAAUACACCUGCAGCACCCGCAGUGCUGCACUCACCCGCGGUCGCGUCAGGCGGACCGUCAGGCUGACUCCAACUUCCACCUCUCUCUGCACCAUGAGCGUUCCAGCUACAGAACUGCAUCCGCCAGGACCAGGCUCCGACCGGCCGGCUGCAAACCUCCGGCGGAGCUGUGUCUUCUGCCGCACCAGGAAGAUCCGAUGCUCUGGCGAAUCGAUCUGCAGCGCCUGCCAGAAGCGCAACCUCAGCUGCGUCUACAGCCCGGAAGCCAAGAAGGGACGGCCCAAGCAAAAAGGGACCGCCAUUCUGGCUUCGCUCGCGCAUCCCAAUCCUACCGUCGACAGAGAGACCCCCCGGCAGCUCGAGAAUGGCGCUGGUGAGACGUACCCCAUGGACUAUGUGGUGGGCGAUGAUCUAGAGGGCAUGUUUAACAUCUACUUCAUCACCGGCAAGGACCCUCGCAACAACAUCUUCGACACCUCGAUUGCUUCGUAUGUGCGGAAUUCGAGAAUAUCACGGGGAACGGCGGUCCCUCCGGCGCCACCGAACCCUAGCUACGAUGGGUUGCUGUCUUUCAUGGCCUGCGAGAUGGUGGGGAUAGUACCGCUGCGGUUCAGCCAUCUGGGGAUUCAGCGAUCGAAUUCCCCGCAUCAAAACUAUUAUAUCACCAGCUUGGCGGCAGACACUACCCCAGAUAUGUUCGACGACAUCGAGUGUCCGAUUGAGAAUCCGAUGGCGCUGGGAGAACACCGCAUCCUGCAGCUGGUGGAUAUCUGGUUCUCGGUGCAUCCGCUGUCGCCGCUAGUCUCGAAGACGCUCCUCACGAACGACAUCCAAAAUGGGACGGUGGAUGAGGCCCUGCUCGCGAUCAUCUUGGCCGAUGCAUGCGAGAUCCACACCGCCGUGGACAGGCCUGGGGAUGCUCACAAUGACCCGUCCGCAUGGUUUCAGUUUGCGGUCUCGCAACUAAGACAGCGCUCGAUGUCACUAGCAGACCCGAAGGCUCUCUCCACGGGCCAAGCGCUGUUUCUCAUGUCGUGGAGGGAGUUAUGUCUAGGUGAUGUCCGUCGCGCUACCUGCUUUAUGGGGUAUACCUGCCGGAUUACAGCGGCGCUGUAUGUUUUCUGGCAGGAGGACAGUUCGCGUGUGCGCAGCAGAAAGUUCAACGGUCUGGAUAUCGGCCUUGUCGAGCAGCAGAUCCUGCAAAACGUCUACUGGCUGUGCUUGUCUAUCACCGUUUGGGGCUUUAUGCAGAUCGACCAGCCGUUCUCCAUCCUCACCCCGGAAAACACGCCGGACUUUCCGUGCUUGAAUGAGUCGGCAUCGCUCCUCCUCCGACUGGACCGCGCGUCGGGAAACAUCUCGACCUUGCAGGCACAGGUCCAGGCCAUCCGGUGUCUGUGGCCGCUCUGCCAUAUCACCAGUACGGUCGGACACAUAUACACACUGUACCUCAACGAGUCUGCAGAGGAUAAGUCGGCUCAGUCGAUGCCAUGGCAGAAGCAGCAUCUCUACGAGUUCCACCAACUGUUCCAGUCCUGCUUCGACCGAUCUGUGCUAGCAACGCGGGUACGCAGGAUCCUCCUCCAGGCCAUCGAGCACGUCAAGAACAAGGUCACGAUCACGUCCACUCGGGAUUUCCUCCUGAAUGCCUACCAUACCCUCACCAUCCACAUGCUGUUCUCCGCCGACAAAAAAGGCGACCAGCCGGUCAUCUCGCCGUCGAUCAUCGACUCCUUCUGCGAGUCUACCCUUGCACUCCUCGCCAUCGCGCAGACGCCCAUGCAGCCAACAGGACCAAUGCCCACGCAGACAUCCACAGGACUAGACGCCACACACAUGAUGGUGUUCGGACUCGAUACCUGCGGUCGAGGCCUCUCAUACAUCUACAGCCGACACGCACAGGGGUCGACCGACGAGCGCGACACCGUCGCCACGCGGCAAGACCAGCUAGCCAGCAUCGCGGACCAGCUGCACCAAGCCUGCAAAGGCGACUCGGUGGCGCGCAUCGGGUCUGCCAUCUCGCCAGUGAAGAAGCGGUUCAAGCGGGUGAAACUCGCUUUCCAGACGCUGGGCUUCUCCUCCCCCUCCUCCACCACCACCCCAUCGGCAUCCUCCGUCCAGGACAGCAGCAGCUGGUAUUUUGCUAAUGAGCUGCUGGCCCCGACAUUCGGGCUUGAUCUACCCGUCCUGGACCCGACUGACUCGCUGGGCUCCUUCGCUUCCCUGACCCCCGACAUGGCCAUGGCUCUCCCCGAGCCGCCGAUGGAGGUCAUCAACACGGGCUUUUUCGGUGAACCGGCUGCGGGCUCGCUCCUGGGCUUCCCGGGUCUGGUACGGGCGAAUAUGCAGAUGCAGAAUUAUGAGCUCCCUCUCGAGCCGGACUUUAUGGGCUUGUUCACACAGACUUGAUAACCUCAACCUCAACCUCAACCCUGGCACCUACCCUGUCCAUCCCAUCAAACCACCCACCUCAAAUCAUAAGCAUAUAGUAUAGUAUAGCAUAG
This is a messenger RNA of Aspergillus heteromorphus CBS 117.55, 2614 nucleotides long. RefSeq lists its product as uncharacterized. The record is from RefSeq and is a predicted model, not a curated record. NCBI's taxonomy places the organism in Eukaryota, Fungi, Ascomycota, Eurotiomycetes, Eurotiales, Aspergillaceae. Gene Ontology annotation, molecular function: zinc ion binding; DNA-binding transcription factor activity, RNA polymerase II-specific. The transcript has a single exon. Gene Ontology annotation, biological process: regulation of DNA-templated transcription. The coding region runs from base 204 to 2519 and encodes 771 amino acids.